Molecule: messenger RNA, 1287 nt
Organism: Beta vulgaris subsp. vulgaris (sugar beet)
Lineage: Eukaryota; Viridiplantae; Streptophyta; Magnoliopsida; Caryophyllales; Amaranthaceae
Product: probable ubiquitin-like-specific protease 2A
Exons: 7
Coding region: 99-1055 (318 amino acids)
Biological process (GO): proteolysis
Molecular function (GO): cysteine-type peptidase activity
Source: RefSeq, a predicted model, not a curated record
CAUGAAGUUGCAUUAAAAUAAGAGGGGAAGAGAGUGAAAACUGUGGCAAGGCCUUCCAAGUUGAGCAAAGCUGUUGGUUCAAAGCAGAAGUCUUUGUAAUGGGUCGAAUAAGAAAGCCUUCUCCUUCCUCUGAUCUCGACUCUACUACUAUUGCUGAAAUUUUUGGAGACGGCAUAUCUAAGCAUCGCUCCUGUUGGCUACACGUAGUUGCACAUCACUAUAACCAUGAAAAGAAGAUAACUUUGGAAGUAGUUAAGGAGAUAAAGAAGGGGUUUAGGCACAUUUCACCAUGUUUUUUUGGAACUUUUCCACACCGUAAGCGUUCCAAGCGGAAGAGUGGCCUUCAUGUUAUCCCUAGCAUAAGAAAGAAGCUAGACACUGAAACAUUUGAGCACUACAUGGAGGUAAUUUGGAAAAGCUUUUCAGAGAAGAAAAGGAUGUCGUUUGCAUACCUUGAUAGUCUGUGGUUUUCAUUGUAUCGAAAAGCUUCAACUAGGCCUAAAGUUCUGGCAUGGAUUAAACAGAAAAACAUCUUCUCCAAGAAUUAUGUGUUUGUUCCUGUUGUUUGCUGGAGACACUGGAGCCUCUUGAUAUUUGUCCACUUCGGUGAUAGUUCCGACUCAGAAUCUAGAACCCCAUGCAUGUUGCUGCUUGACUCACUUGAGAAUGCGGAUCCAAAGAGACUUGAACCAGAAAUAAGAAAGUUUGUUGUUGAUAUUUAUAAGGCAGAGGGCAGAAAAGAAGACAAGGAUGUGAUUUCCCGAAUUCCUCUCUUGAUCCCUAAGGUGCCUCAACAGAGAGAUGAUGAGGAAUGUGGAAGCUAUGUUCUCUACUUCAUCAAUUUGUUUAUGAAACUUGCUCCUGAAAACUUUAGCACUUCUCAGGGCUACCCAUACUUUAUGACAAAAGAUUGGUUUGAUCUAGAAAGCUUGGAGUUUUUCCGCGACAAGCUUGACAAGGAACUGUCUGGAAAAAGGCCUGCGACAAAUAGCGAUUCUGGUGCAUCUCGGCAGAGGUUGAGGAAAAAGAGCGGUGUGAUUUUGUUAGAUGACUGACCAAAAGUUCCUUUCCCUUAGUGUUGGCUGCAUAUUAAAAGUAUAUGUUUGUAGCAUACUUUAACACAAGGGCAGAAGGCAGAAGCAUUCUAGUCAGUAUGUAAAUGUGUCAGACAAUAUAUAAUUGAUUUGUAUUUUUUGUGCUUCUGCAUCUGAAACUGAUUUAGAUUAUGUAAGCUUGUACAGAUAACUUGCAUCUAAAUGUUAAAUUACUUGAACUUUUGUAGCAGAA